AUGUGUUAUAAAAGUUUCAAAAACAAUUUUGCCAUCGUAUUAUGUCAUGAAAAAGGAAAAUUUUUAAAUUAUAAAUGUAAACUAAAAAUCGACGAAAAUGUCCGUCCUAUCCAACAACGACUUCGACGUCAACCGUAUCACCUUCGCAAAGCUAUCAAAGAAAAGCUCGAAUCGAUGGAAAAAGAUGGUUUAAAAUGCAAAGUCGAUUCACCUCAAGAAUGGUUAAGUAAUAUUGUCGUUACACCGAAAUCAAAUGGUGAUAUCCGAAUAUGUCUCGACGCUCGUGAGAUCAACAAAGCUAUCGUACGACAAAAAUAUCUAAUUCCUACAGUUGAUUCGCUUAUCGACGAAAUCGGAGAUUCAAACGUGUUUAGUAAAAUAUACUUACGUGAAGCGUAUGCUCAAAUCGAGUUAGAUGAAGAAUCAAGUAAAUUAACAAGUUUUAUUACCGAAGAAGGUGUUUACAAGUUCAAUCGUUUAAUAUAUGGAAUUAAUGAUGCCGGCGAUAUAUUUCAACAAUGUUUGCAAUCGAAAAUCAGUGAUUUACAUGGAGUCAAGUGCAUCAGCGACGACAUCAUAGUCUACUCGAAAAACAUUCAUGAACACAAAGCACUAUUAAGUAAAUUGUUUAAACGUUUGAAAGCUCAUGGGUUUAAAGUAAAUGGUAGUAAAUGCUUAAUUGGUAAAAGUACUAUAUCAUUUUUUGGUAUUAUUAUAUCAUCAAGUGGUAUCCGUCCAGACCCAGAAAAAGUCCAGUACUUAUCAAAUGCAAAUGCACCAACAAACCUAUCCUUUUUCGAUCCCCGUAAACCGAUAACAUUGUGGGUCGAUGCUAGCAAUUAUGCUAUUGGUGGUAUUCUUUUACAACCGGAUGACGAAGGACAUCCAAAACCUGUCUGUUACACCUCUCGUGCAUUAUCUCAAACUGAACAAAAGUAUUCAGUUACUGAAAAAGAAAGUUUAGCCGUAGUCCACGCUGUUUCAAAAUGGCAUGUUUAUUUAUAUCAUGCAGAAUUUACAGUUAUAGUUGAUCAUAAUCCGUUAAAGUUUAUUUUAACAUCACGUACUAGAGCUACGCCGCGAAUCGAAAGAUGGUGCGAAAAUAUUGCUGAUUACAUUAGUAGAAUACGUAACAAUGCUCCAACUGGUGAAAACAUUACAAAUGAAUAUGCAAAUUUUAUUACAAAUAAUUCCGUACCACACUCUAUGUCGUUAAAUGAAAUACGCACAGCCUCAGAAAAUGAUGACGAAAUUCAAGAAAUACGUAAAGCACUUACAUCCGACAAUUGGUCCUCGUUACAAAAAUAUGAAUUUUAUAAAGAAGAAUUUUGUGAAGUUAAUGGUAUUAUAUUACGUAGAAAUCGUUUAUUUAUUCCGAAAUCAUUAGUGCAGAAAAUCAUGGAAAUAGCACAUCGUUCAUGUCUUGGUAUAGUAAAAUUAAAAAGUUUGCCACGUUGCAAAGUUUAUUGGUACAACAUGGACAGAGACAUCAAAAAUCUCAUUCAAUCAUGUCCAUCAUGUCAAAAGAUAGGGAGACACAACAAACCAACACAACACAUUGUAAAUAAUUAUUAG
This is a messenger RNA of Hydractinia symbiolongicarpus, 1575 nucleotides long. RefSeq lists its product as uncharacterized. The record is from RefSeq and is a predicted model, not a curated record. Gene Ontology annotation, biological process: signal transduction. The coding region runs from base 1 to 1575 and encodes 524 amino acids. The transcript is spliced from 4 exons. Lineage: Eukaryota; Metazoa; Cnidaria; Hydrozoa; Anthoathecata; Hydractiniidae.